This is a messenger RNA of Petromyzon marinus (sea lamprey), 1504 nucleotides long. The record is from RefSeq and is a predicted model, not a curated record. Lineage: Eukaryota; Metazoa; Chordata; Hyperoartia; Petromyzontiformes; Petromyzontidae.
CGUGACGUCACGGGGCGGGAGACGAGGUGGAGCAGCAGCAGCAGGAGGAGGAGGAGGAGACGUCGUAGAGAUGGCGGCGGUCCGUGGUUCUGGCUCUCGGCGGCAGCUGCCGCGGCUUCUGCUGCUGCUGCAGGCGACGGCGGUCGCCAUGGGCGGCAUGGCGAACGCCUUGACAGCCUUCACGUCGGCCUCGUCGAUGGAGAAAGCGCAGGGGGAGACGGUGGUGCUGGACUGCACCUGGACGGUCGACCCGACGGACACCGGGGUCCUGGACGUGGAGUGGUUCCUGCAGGCGCCCACUACGAACAUCUACGUGGCCACGUUCGCCGGGGGCAAGGAGAACAUCUACCCGGACUUCGCGUCCCGCGUGCGCUUCGCCCGCAACGUGACGCAGAGGGACGCCUCGCUGCAGAUCGCCGGGCUGCGAGCGAGCGACGACGGCGCCUACACGUGCAAGGUGAAGGUCGGCAUGCUCAUCAAGCAGGUGCCCAUCAAGCUCACCGUGCUGGGCAUGGCGAACGCCUUGACAGCCUUCACGUCGGCCUCGUCGAUGGAGAAAGCGCAGGGGGAGACGGUGGUGCUGGACUGCACCUGGACGGUCGACCCGACGGACACCGGGGUCCUGGACGUGGAGUGGUUCCUGCAGGCGCCCACUACGAACAUCUACGUGGCCACGUUCGCCGGGGGCAAGGAGAACAUCUACCCGGACUUCGCGUCCCGCGUGCGCUUCGCCCGCAACGUGACGCAGAGGGACGCCUCGCUGCAGAUCGCCGGGCUGCGAGCGAGCGACGACGGCGCCUACACGUGCAAGGUGAAGGUCGGCAUGCUCAUCAAGCAGGUGCCCAUCAAGCUCACCGUGCUGGUGAAGCCGUCCCAGCCCAGCUGCGUGGUGAACGGUUCGCUGCAGCUGGGCAAGGACCUGUCGCUGCAGUGCCUGUCCACGGAGGGCACGUCGCCCAUCAGCUACCAGUGGAGGAAGACCAGCGGGGAGGGGACGUUGCCGCCCGUGGUUGGAGGAACGCUGCCCAUCAAGAACGCGAGCGUGAGCCACUCCGGGAUGUACCAGUGCAAUGCCACCAACCGUGUGGGAUGGCAGUCGUGCGUCGUCCUGCUCUCCGUCGUACCCCCGAGCAGUAACGCCGGCGGUGCGGGCUCCGUCAUCGGCGUGCUGCUCGUCGUCGCAGUGGUCGGCUUCCUCGUCUGGUUCCUGCUGCGCCAGCGCAAGGGCAAGCCGGUGCAGGACCGAGACUACCACAACGACAUCCGCACCCGCACCUCCAUCGGCUCGGCGACGCCCUCCAACGGCCUCCUGGCGCUCCGCUCGGCCCCGCCCGGGCCGUCGGGCCCUGGCGGGCCGCCCUACGAGCGAGCGGACGGCCGUGGGAGGGCGGGGGCCUUCCCCAGCGUGAGGGAGGAGAGCGAGAUCAGCGGCGGCGGCGGCGGCGGCGGACCGGCCUACGAGAGCGUCGCUCACGACGACGACGACUACGACUCGGAGGACUGA